AUGGCUUCUCUGAUAGCCAACCGCGCAAUGGCGCACAUGGCGACGACCACCCUUACAGUGCGAGGAAUGACAUGCGGAGCCUGCACAUCCGCAGUCGAGGGCGCAUUCAAGAAUAUAGAGGGGGUGAAGUCGGUUACUAUCUCCUUGCUUUUUGAGCGCGCCACAAUAGAGCAUGACACAACAAUACAAUCCGCCGCAACGCUAGUGGAGAUGAUAAAACGCGUUGGUUUCGAUGCGGCGCUUGUAGACUCAGUGGCGCACAAUGACAAAGAAGGCAAGGGUGAGAUUUUGGGAGGGAAGCAGAAAUUUACUACUACAGUCAGUGUAGGUGGUAUGACGUGCGGUGCUUGCACAUCGGCGGUAGAGAGCGGCUUCGAGGGUGUCAAGGGCGUGUACCGAUUUAACAUUAGCUUGCUCGCUGAGCGCGCAGUAAUUGCGCAUGACCCGACAAAGCUUACGGCCGAGCACAUUGUGCAAAUCAUCGAAAACCGGGGUUUUGAUGCGAGUGUGAUUUCAUCUGUCGGUGAAGAUCUGCAGCGGGCGUCGACCAAUUGUGAAUCGGUAGCCCUUAACAUCUACGGCAUGCCCAACCCAAAAGCUGCAGAGGAGCUCGAGUUGUCGUUGAAAGCGAUGCCUGGCAUCACUGCUGCGUCUGUCGACUUCCAUGCCUGUCGAGCUACAGCCCGGCGGGAUCCGCACGUAAUUGGACUUCGUGCAGUUGUGGAGGCUGUGGAAGCAGCUGGCUACGGCGCUCUGUUAGCGGAUUUUAAUGACAGCAACGCCCAAAUCGAGUCACUUGCAAAGACCAAGGAAAUCCGGCAGUGGAGACGGGCCGUCCAAGUGUCUGCAUGCUUUGCGCUCCCUGUCUUCCUCACCAGCAUGGUCUUUCCCAUGCUCCUGCCUUCCCUCGACUAUGGUAGGAUCAAAAUUAUGCCUGGGAUCUAUCUUGGCGAUCUAGUCUGCCUGGGGCUGACCGUUCCUGUUCAAUUUGGCAUCGGUGGGCGGUUCUACGUCUCUGCAUACAAGUCUCUCCGGCAUGGUUCGCCUACUAUGGAUGUGUUGGUCGUACUGGGAACUUCAGCUGCUUUCUUCUUCAGCUGCGCCUCAAUGCUGGUUUCACUGCUCCUACACCCUCACUCCAAGCCUGCAACCCUGUUCGACACCAGCACCAUGCUGAUCACCUUCAUCUCCAUGGGUCGAUACCUUGAGAACCGAGCCAAGGGAAAAACAUCAAAGGCACUCUCAAAACUCAUGUCUCUGACUCCUUCUACGACUACCAUCUACGGGGAUCCGAUCGCCGCUACAAAAGCCGCUGAAGCCUGGAACCUGUCUGAAUCCCGCGACACGUGCGAUGCAGCGGAGAGCAGCAACGCCAUCGAGGAAAAGACCAUUGCCACCGACCUCAUUGAGCAGGGUGACGUGGUCAUCCUGCGACCUGGAGAUAAGAUUCCCGCUGAUGGCAUUGUCACGCGAGGGGAGUCUUAUGUAGAUGAGAGCAUGGUCACUGGUGAAGCGAUGCCUGUUCAGAAAAAGAAGGGCUCAUAUCUCAUGGCCGGCGCCGUCAACGGAGCAGGACGCAUCGACUUUGUAGUCACUCGCGCUGGUCGUGACACCCAGCUGAGCCAUAUCGUCCGCCUCGUGCAGGAAGCUCAGACGAGCCGCGCACCCAUCCAGCGUUUGGCUGAUAUCAUCGCCGGAUACUUCGUUUCCAUCAUCAUCACGCUUGGGCUCACAACCUUUGUUACUUGGAUGCUUCUCGGCUACACUCUACCCAACCCUCCCAAGGUCUUUCUCGACCAUGCUAGUGGCGGCAAGCUCAUGGUUUGUGUCAAGCUCUGGAUCGCCGUCACUGUCUUUGCCUGCCCAUGCGCCCUUGGCCUCGCUACUCCCACGGCUGUCAUGGUCGGCACGGGCGUUGGCGCCGAGCAAGGCAUCUUGGUCAAGGGAGGUGCUGCUCUCGAGACGGCCAGCAAGGUCAACCACAUCGUUUUCGACAAGACUGGGACGUUGACCGUCGGAAAGAUGAAUGUCUUCAAAACCGACAUCAGGGGUGGAUGGGAUGCAGACAAGCACAAGAGGAGCCUCUGGUGGACUCUUAUUGGCCUCGCUGAGCUGGGCUCGGAACAUCCCAUCGCAAAGGCCCUUGUUCGCGCAGCCAAAGAACAACUGCGACUCGGGGAUGGAGACGCCCUCGACGGUAAUAUCAGUGACUUCGAAGCCAUUGUAGGAAAAGGUAUUUCUGCGUCAGUCGAAGUAGCUCUCUCCCGCGAACGUACCCGCUAUUGGGUUCUGAUCGGAAACGCUUCAUAUCUGCGCUCCGAAGGCGUCACCGUUCCUGAAGUUGCCGAAUGGCCCAUCGCUGGCAGCACUCCUAGCCCUCUUCCUGGAGACUACCAAACACGUUCAGCGGGACUGACUACCAUCCAUACCGCCAUUGAUAAGACAUACACCGGCACGCUGUCUCUUUCAGACACCGUCAAGCCCUCGGCUCGCGCCGCCGUCCUCGCUCUUCGCCGUCUUGGUAUAAAAUGCUCGAUCGUUACAGGUGAUAGGUCGCCGUCCGCGCUCAUCGUCGCAGCAGCAGUCGGCAUUGAAUCGAAUGAUGUAUACGCCUCCGCUCAGCCUGGAGACAAGAAGGCUUUUGUCGCCCAUCUCCAGUCGUGUGGCAAAGUGGUCGGAAUGGUCGGGGACGGCAUAAACGAUUCGCCUGCUCUCGCAUCUGCAGAUGUUGGCAUCGCACUCUCCACCGGCACGGAUGUCGCCAUGGAAGCCGCCUCGGUGGUUCUAAUGUCUACCACAGACAUGCUCGUCAUCCCGGCCAGCCUGUGCCUCAGCAAAGCCAUAUUUAAGCGCAUCAAGAUGAACCUGGCUUGGGCGUGUAUGUACAACGUCAUCGGGCUCCCCUUCGCCAUGGGCUUUUUCCUGCCCUGGGGCAUUAAUUUGCAUCCCAUGGCUGCUGGUGCUGCCAUGGCCUGCUCGUCUGUCUCUGUCAUCGCCUCCUCCUUGCUCUUGAAGCUCUGGAGGCGGCCUAGCUGGAUGAAGGUUGCGCUGCUAGACCCCUCAGCUGAAGUUCCGGAGGGCGAGGUCGAGGCUGAGCGAUUGGGGGUGGAAAAGCGAGGCUGGCUUGGAGGAUUGAUUGAUUGGACCAAGGAGAGUGCAGUGGCGAGGAAGAAAGGCAAAGGGGACGUUAGGUACGCGCCGCUUGCAGAUAUGGGGGAGCACGAGCAAGGGGAUGCUGCCUUCAUAUUUGGAUUGGAGAGGAUUUGA
This is a messenger RNA of Bipolaris victoriae FI3, 3267 nucleotides long. RefSeq lists its product as hypothetical. The record is from RefSeq and is a predicted model, not a curated record. Gene Ontology annotation, molecular function: copper ion binding; ATP hydrolysis activity; P-type divalent copper transporter activity. Bases 1 to 3267 code for a protein of 1088 amino acids. Gene Ontology annotation, cellular component: membrane. Lineage: Eukaryota; Fungi; Ascomycota; Dothideomycetes; Pleosporales; Pleosporaceae. Gene Ontology annotation, biological process: copper ion homeostasis; monoatomic cation transport. The transcript has a single exon.